Eremothecium cymbalariae DBVPG#7215 is the source of this 1707-nucleotide messenger RNA. It is a transcript of the gene RAD61, whose product is annotated as Rad61p. The record is from RefSeq and is a predicted model, not a curated record. NCBI's taxonomy places the organism in Eukaryota, Fungi, Ascomycota, Saccharomycetes, Saccharomycetales, Saccharomycetaceae. The transcript has a single exon. Bases 1 to 1707 code for a protein of 568 amino acids.
AUGCAAAUGAAGGUUUAUGGAAGAUUCAGAAAGUAUACUGCUGUUUUAGAUAGUCUAAAGGAUGAACGAAAGGAAGAUAAUUCCUUCAGUAGUGACGAUGAAAAUGGCUACAAGGUGGUAAGUGAUGAUACAACAACGGUCAACGCAACACAGGAGACUAUACCAGAGAUAACAGAGAAUAUUAUUACUGUAAAUAAAAGAUCAUCCGCUGAUACUUCCGUGAAAGAUGGUUGUGUGUGGAAAUUUUUAGAGAAACCAGGAGUGACGAAGGUUAAAAGAAGGAGGGUUUUAAGGGAGGAAUGUGUGAAUGACCCCACUGAUACAGUGUUCUCCAAAGCUGUUAACACUGUACAGGAUAUAAUCUCCUCAUUGAAACCUGCAGAGGAAGUUAUUAGAGGUCUGGAGCCAAAGAUGACUGUUGAACGGUGUCAAUGUGCUGAUUCAAGUAAAAUCAGCUAUGGUAGAACAAGAACUAUGUUAAUGAAAACAGAACAGGCUUCUGAGGAUGAAGGCAAUAUAGUUGAAGAAAAUUCACUUGAAGAUGAAGGCGAUGAUCCUUCUGGGAUUAUGGAAUCGCAACAUUUUAACCAAUUAAGAAACAUGGGCGAAUGGGUAAAGUACCAAGACGAUUUGGAUAUUGUUAUCAACUAUGAAUAUAAUUCAGUUGGAGACAAAAGGGCAGCGUUACUCAGUUUAUGUCUAGACAUGAUCAACAAUGAAAAACUAUCACAAUACAUCGUAAGAUAUCGCCACCACGAGUUCUGGAAAUGGUGUUUUGAGUUUACAGAUCCUAACCAGAAAGUGCUGUCAUUCUUACAGUGCUUCAUUGUUGAUACAAUUCCCCUUAAAAAUGAUGAUAGCUUCUGGCGUAUGAUUUCUCUGGAAGAAUUCAUUUUACCCCUUGUUACUGAGGAAUCACUUCCUAAGCAAAUCGCGGGAUCUCGAUUAGUGAAGUUGAAUUAUAAAGAUUUCAUGAAGGUGUUUCCACACCGUUCUCUUGGAAAUUUGGUAUUGAAGAUUUGGAAUCGGCAUACUGAUUCCAUUGGAACUAGUGAGAUAUCUAUCCCCGUGUUCAGCGCACUGUUACCUACUACUGAUAUAGAGGAUACUACUACGAUUCUCUGUCUAAUUGAGAAAAACAUACCAGCAUCUCAUAGUCCAGAUACUCGCUACAAGAAACAAUAUCAAUCUCUUUUCAACCUAUUAAUGUCUCUGAGAAACAAUGUGCUUGAUAAAGAAGCUAUUCUAAAGUGUUUUAUCAAACUGACAAACCAUUGCCAUUUGUUAGAAAUGAAAAAAGACUCAUUGACCAUAUUAUUUCAAGAUUCGGUAACUCUUCUUCAUAAACUUAAAAAGUCAUUUUUAUCUACUGACGAAGAUCCAAUGAUAAAUAUGCUUAUUCUACACCUCGGGUUAUGUCUGAAUGUUAUAACAGAAGUGCCUUUGACUAUCGGCACUACCCAACUUGAUUCUUUAACAAAAAUUUUUAACACCAUUUACAAGAAUGAGAACAUUAAACAGGAAUUAUCCUUUAUUCAUGAUCUAUUUCUACUGGUUUUUGCUUAUAGCAUCCAUGAAUAUAAAAUGGUUAUCGGUGGGUGUGAACUGGCAUACCUGAAAACGCAACUUAGUGUGUUUGCAUCCGAUGUUGAGUCAUAUAACAAUAGCAUAUAUGAAAGGACCGCCUAUAUUCUACAACGAAUAUAA